Molecule: messenger RNA, 726 nt
Organism: Pocillopora meandrina
Lineage: Eukaryota; Metazoa; Cnidaria; Anthozoa; Scleractinia; Pocilloporidae
Source: the annotation of a GenBank genome assembly
AUGGAUCGGAAAAGGCAAACGUGUAUAGGCCAAGACCUGUGUUUCUGCACACCUUUUUCGGUGAAAGGAUCAGAAUUAAGAAAGACAGAAGUAUUGCAUUCGAAAUUGGGUAAGAAUAUUUCUUUACAAAUGUGGACUCCUAAAACAAGCGUUGUUGUUGUGCCUCCAGACUUAAAAAUAAAAGGAGUAUGUCUUGCACAUGAACGCAAACAAGCACAUACAAUUCCAGUAACGAAGAUAACAGCUUCCGAAGGACAGAGUGACAUUGCACAAAUUGACAUCUCGAGGAUUGAGAGCAAUUUUGGCGAGCAAAAACAUGAUGUGAAUAAUGGUAAGAAAGGAAACAUGCUGCUAACAGUCUUGGAAGCGUCGUUAAAGAAAAAACUGAAUCCAGAAUAUAUUCACAUACUUCCAUGGCGCCUUAAUCGUUCCACUGUCGUUCGAUCAGCUCAGUACAACGGCGCUUCGAAACAAUUUCGUUUAUAUCCUGGGCAAUCCUUGAAAGAGGAAAGACUACCCGCGGAGUUAAAAUUUGGUGUGAGAAAUCCCAGAAAGUCGAAUUCAGCAGCUUGCAAAAAAAGCGAAGUUCUUCGAACAAAGGCAGAGGUGAACCCGUAUAGAGGUAAACUUGAGCCCCUUCUACUCCGAGAAAAACCUUCGAAAAAUUUACACGAGGAACUGGUAAGAGAGGAAGCUCGGGAAUUCACAGGAACUCUAUGCACAUGA